Molecule: messenger RNA, 3180 nt
Organism: Histoplasma capsulatum G186AR
Lineage: Eukaryota; Fungi; Ascomycota; Eurotiomycetes; Onygenales; Ajellomycetaceae
Exons: 7
Coding region: 1-3129 (1042 amino acids)
Biological process (GO): regulation of transcription by RNA polymerase II
Cellular component (GO): mediator complex
Molecular function (GO): transcription coregulator activity
Source: RefSeq, a predicted model, not a curated record
AUGAUGGAAGGGUUUAAGUUUGCGGGGAGCUCUUCAGGGCAAUGGAAAACUUUUCUUCGUCGGUGCCUUUCUGAGAGAUCCGAUGCCGCUGAAUUUGGGCGUUUUGCGACGGUUAUGCUGAAUCGCCAUUCCAUCCCAGGGAGAAGGUUAAUAGACAUCAUUCUAGCGGCAAGAGUUGUCACAAAUGUGCCUUGGGACCCCUUAAUACCGCUCUAUGUGGACACCCUACACAGGCUUGGUAGCAUUAAACUUGAAGAUAUCCUAGAGUCCCUUUUAGCGCAUUCGACAGUCUCCCAGAAGCAAGCGUCUGUUCAGAAUGGAUCAGCCACAAAAACACCCCUCAGUACGCUGAUGACCGACUACUGCGUUAUCCACAAUGCUACGAUAGCAGCGACUUCAGGACAUGCCCCAAAGACAAUAGCUGAAGCCGGAAACACAUUUUCUGCGCUCGCACAAUGGAUUUUAUCUCUUCUUUCAUGGAACUCAGGUCGUGAACCGGAAGGCGACCCCGCCAGCUCGCUGACAAGCUCUCCGGAUGCUCUGGCCGUGUUCGAAUCGCUCGGGAUUUUAUUUGCUGCACUUGUCAGCACUGAAAGAUCAGUAAACGCUCUUUCUGCCGCUGGGACAAAAGAGUGGAGAAAUAAGCUAGGACAAGCUCUUUCUGAAUAUAUUCCACUAUGUGCUGGUGUAUCAAUUCCCCUACGUGACAGGCUCGAAGCGCUGCAAAAAGAUUUUAACUUAUAUGGUCACGAUGGAGAGAAAUCUCUUGAGGAUACAAUGAUGGAAAAUGUCAAUAUCUCGGCUCUAGAAUUUGAGUCUAACGUGCUUGACGGCGUUAUCAUUAAUUCCAGAGCAGGGCCUUAUAUAUAUGUUAAUGCCUUGCUCGUCGGGAGACCACUGGUUGAUGAUAACAUGGUUGUCAACUAUUUAAAUAACCGAUAUGGAGGCGAUCGCAUGGCACUGAUUGAAGAUCUUAUUACUGCGGCCUUUGACGUUUUAUCAAAUGGGAUGUAUCGCAAUGAGCCUAACCGCACAAUGUUUAUCUUCCGCUCUUUCCUAGUCAACAAGCUGCCACCAUUUUUUGCCGAGAUGUGUACAUCUGCUAUUGAUCCCAUCCCCAUGGAGCUUUGUAUCACCCGCGCCCUCAGUCGCAUUGACCCCAACGCCUUUCCGUCGUUUUCGGAAAUGUUCGCCAUGCAAGGAAAUUCUAUUCUCUCGGAUGUCCGACAGGAAUUUUUGUUUGCCUGUGCGUUGCACAAAUUGAUACCCGAAGCGAGCAUCGAGCGGCUUCUAGGAGAAAACCCAAUGCAAACCUUGCCCGUUGGAGGACAGUUUCGAAGAGAAGAUCUAGUUUCCCAAAUUAAUAGCAAUCCUGAGCGUGCAGAACAACUUAUAAAUGAACUCGAGUCAAUGGAAGGGAACGCUGGUGCAAUAGCGGCGGCUAUCACGGAAGUAAUGCAUAGUUUAUGCUCAAGGAAGGAAACGAUGACCCUGAAGAAUAUUUGCAAUUCCCUCUCACGGAGGCCACUUUCAUUGGACGUCAUGCUUCUUUUUAUUAGCCCAUCAACUAUCUUACAGCCCCUCUGCGCUUUGCUUGAUGCCUGGAAAUGGGGCGAAGAACAAGGGGAAAGUCAACCGGUCUAUGAUGAAUUCGGCAGCAUAUUACUACUGGUUCUUGCCUUCAAACACAAAUACGGACUAUCUCAUUACGACUUAGGAAUUUCAAACCCCGACUCGUUUGUCCUCAGGCUUCUAAACCAUGGGUCCUCGAGUCAGAGACUUGAAGACUUGGAUGAAAAGCAAAAAAAUAAUCUUGGAGCAUGGAUCACAGCCUUGUUCAUUGCAGAAGGGAUUAGCGACGAUUCAAUGUCAUCAUGCAGUCCCCAGGAGUUUUACUUCCUCGUAGCGACGCUUUUCAGCCAAAGUCUGGCGGCCUGUGAAACCGGAAAACUAGAAUUUGAGACGUUGAAAGGAGGGUUUGAAUAUCUCUUAGAACCGUUCCUCUUGCCAUCUCUAGUGAUGGCAUUAACAUGGCUUGGUCAUCACAUUUGGGAGUCAGAAAGUGAUUUGGCUACGUCGUUAAAACUUUUGCUUGCCCUCGUUAAACCAAGUUCCAUAUCUGGCGAAGCGCAGGAAAUUCAUCGCACAGUGCUAUUAAUAACUGCAAAGCCGCUUGAAGACCAGCUGAAGGGUGUUCGUACUAGGCAUCCUUCGAGAAACGAUAUUAAACCCGUUCUCGAGGCUUUAGAGCCAUACCACUCUUUCCAGCGGCGCAGCACAGCGCGUUACGGCGAAGUUGAAGGCUGGGCUGCGAAUCCAGCAGGUGGAGGGAUUGUUGCCAGCAUCCGCAACACUUUUUCGUCAUUUGUUUUCUGGAGCACAAGCCCUGAAAUAAGCAUGACGCCGCCUAGCUAUACACACCGUCAGAUUGUCGCCGGAAUACGACUUGUAGGCGCCGUUCGCGUACUGCGAGGCAUAAUCGAUGAGCUCAAAUUGCAAGCGGAAACGGGGAGCGGUGAUCUCGCCCUUGAUAUUGCUGCCACGCUCAUAUGUGCUCCCCUUGCGGAAUCCUUUGCCGUAGAGCGGGCAGCAUUCCAUCCCGUUGAUCCGUCUAAAGAUUCGGUACCCCACUGUUCGAUUCUCACACUCCGCGACGCACUUAGCCUUGAGCGUGAAUCCAUCCCCAAGUUAGUCGAUAGUGACACGCUCCGUGCGGAGCUAAUUGUGCGGUUAAAUCGGCGAGUCGAUGCGCUUACUGCUAUCCCGCAGAUGUCACAAGAAGUCUCAAAUAUCGAUGUUGGCAACAUCAUGCAAGAUAUCAAUUUAGAAGAGGAAAGCAUGGGAAUGACUAACCAAAGGCACGAUCAAGGCGGUGAGCAAGCCGGUCAGCAGGAUCAAGUCGCGGACGAUGCAGGUGAUCUCAAUGACAUGCUUGAUGCGGCAGUGGCAGCGGCGGCUGGGGGUGAUGGGGCCGGAAACGAACAGGGAAUAGGUAUGAGUGGAAUUAGCGGGAUUAGUAUGACUAUGGAUAGUGGCAUAGACGCAAGCAUUGAUGAUGUGCUCAACGAAGCGGAUAUGGGAGUGGGUAAUCCUGAAUUUUUGGAUUUGGAUAUGGAUGGCAUGUUUUAACCUGGAUAGCUACCCUCACUGCAUUUUGAACAUAGAUUUGUCCUAUUUUGC